GCGGGAAACUGCCCCGUAUAAACCAUGACACCCCCAGCAAUCGGCGCUGGCAUGGUCCGCGCUUCACCCUCGACCUCCACCCUCUGGUGAUUGUCCCGUUUCCUUAUCUUUAACUUCCUUUCCCCGCCAGUAUUGACGCUGGUGAGACGGGACGAGGCCAGCAUGCUUCCGGUAAUUCUCGCCGCGUCAUUAUUGACGCCAGCGGCCGCCGCUGCUUCCGAGCCUAAUCGGAUCGUCACGCGAGGCGACGGCAUCAUCCGGUCCCCCGUUCGACCGAUCGCCGGUUCGGGUCCGAAUCUGCGGGCACGACAAAACGAAGUGGAGGUGCUCAACCAGAGGUCCGGGACAAGAUAUGGAGUCGAGAUCGAGAUCGGGACACCCCCGCAGACGUUGACUCUGAUUCUCGACACGGGUUCGCCAAACACGUGGAUCAACCCUGUCUGUGAGACAGCGAACCUCCCAGCCGACUGCCGCGAAUUCGCGCAAUUCGACUACGAAAAGAGUAGCUCCCUGAAUGUCACGGAUAACGUCGAUGUCCUCCGCUACGGUAUCGGAAAUGCGACAAUCCAAUAUGUCUACGAGACGGUGUCGAUAGGAUCUGCAACGAUCGAGAACCAAAUCAUUGGCAUCGCUAUGGAGUCCCACAGUAUCCCGCUCGGCAUCCUCGGGGUGUCCCCGCCCAUCCAAGGCGUCAACGAGUACCCCUACAUCCUCGACACGAUGGUCGGCCAGGGCCUCAUCAAGAGCCGCGCCUUUAGUGUCGACCUGCGGGGUGUCGACAACCCAACGGGCGCCAUCAUCUUCGGCGGCGUCGACACAGGCAAAUACAUCGGCGAGCUCGCCAAGCUUCCAAUCAUCCCCCAGGACCAGACCCCGAGCGGCGCGGACCGCUACUACGUCACCAUGACGGGCGUGGGCCUAACCCUCCCCGACGGCUCCAUCGUGCAGUCCGAGGAGCUGGAGGUGGCCGUGUUCCUCGACACGGGCGCGACCCUCUCGCACCUGCCGACGCGCAUCUACCAGGCGCUGGCCGCGUCCUUCCCCGACGCGCUGUACGACCGCGAGUCGGGCUUCUACAUCCUGCCGUGCGACUACACCGAGAUGGCCGGGUCGAUCGACUUCUACUUCGCGGGCAAGACGAUCCGGGUCCCCCUCAACGACUUCAUCUGGCAGAACGGGCCCUUCUGCAUCCUGGGCGUGACGCCCGAGGACACGGAGCCCAUCCUGGGCGACACCUUCCUGCGCGCCGCCUACGUCGUCUACGACCAGGACAACCGCAACCUGCACAUCGCCCAGGCCGCCGACUGCGGCAGCAACCUGAUCGCGAUUGGGUCCGGGGCGGACGCGGUGCCCAGCUCGACGGGCGAGUGCACCGAGCUGCCGACGCCGACCGGCAAGGGGAAUACGCUCGACGUGACGGGCACGCGGCCGCCGCCGGCUACUUUCACGGGCACGCUGCCGACGGGCAUGGAGGGUGGUCCUGGGCCGGCGCAGAGCGGUCCCGGGGGGACGAGCGUCACGGGCGGCACGCUCCAGCCGACGGGCACCCCGCAAGGGGAGAAUGCGGCCGGGAGGGGGGUCGAGGUUGGGCUAGGCGCGGCUGUGGCGUUGGCGGUGGUGAAUCUACUGGCUUGGGUAAUUUAGUUCGGUUGGGC
Messenger RNA from Chaetomium fimeti, 1655 nucleotides. RefSeq names its product aspartic peptidase domain-containing protein. Gene Ontology annotation, molecular function: aspartic-type endopeptidase activity. Bases 163 to 1644 code for a protein of 493 amino acids. The transcript has 2 exons. The record is from RefSeq and is a predicted model, not a curated record. Gene Ontology annotation, biological process: proteolysis. Lineage: Eukaryota; Fungi; Ascomycota; Sordariomycetes; Sordariales; Chaetomiaceae.